AUGGACAUCCGCGUCCUCACGAGCGCGGACCUCCCGCUCAUCCAGCACGCCAAUCUGGAAAACCUCCCCGAGAACUACUUCCUAAAGUACUACCUGUACCAUGCGCUGUCGUGGCCCCAGCUCAGCUACGUAGCCGUCGACGUGAGCCGCCCGCCCAGGGGGCCGUACGAUUACCCCAAGAUUGUGGGCUACGUGCUCGCCAAGAUGGAGGAGGAGCCGACGGACGGCGUGCCGCACGGCCACAUCACGAGCCUGAGCGUCAUGAGGACGCACAGGCGGCUGGGCAUUGCGGAGAAGCUGAUGAGGCAGAGCCAACAGGCAAUGGUCGAGACCUUCGACGCGAGAUACGUCUCGCUGCACGUGCGCGUUUCCAACGUCGCCGCGCGUCACUUGUACGAGGACACGCUGGGCUUCAAGAACGAAAAGGUCGAGGCCAAGUACUACGCUGACGGGGAGGACGCCUUCUGCAUGCGUCUGGACCUCGACGCCAUCAAGCAGCAGCUCCAGGACGCCGCCGGCAGGGAGACCAACGGCGCGGAUGGUGUGGAUGAGGGCGACGCCGUGGGCGAGGUUGGGAGGGAUCCCUCCAGGAACAAGGACGACAAGGAGGGGAGGAAGAUCAAGGUUGCCGUGGGGAGAAGCUUGGGCGUCGGCGCGCUGGUCGAGAGGGAUGAAAGCAAGCGUUAG
Messenger RNA from Metarhizium album ARSEF 1941, 687 nucleotides. Its product is annotated as N-acetyltransferase complex ARD1 subunit. NCBI's taxonomy places the organism in Eukaryota, Fungi, Ascomycota, Sordariomycetes, Hypocreales, Clavicipitaceae. The coding region runs from base 1 to 687 and encodes 228 amino acids. Gene Ontology annotation, molecular function: protein N-terminal-serine acetyltransferase activity; protein-N-terminal-glutamate acetyltransferase activity. Gene Ontology annotation, cellular component: NatA complex. The transcript has 2 exons. The record is from RefSeq and is a predicted model, not a curated record. Gene Ontology annotation, biological process: N-terminal peptidyl-glutamic acid acetylation.